AAUAAAUAUACUUUUUUCUUUUAUUUUCCCUUAUCUACUUGUAGACAGUGUUACCAUUUCAACCGAUAGCCAAAGAGCCGAGAACUCAGAGAUAAUGGCAAUGGCUACGCACUGCUCUUCCUCUUCGUUAAUGUUCACUUCCACUUCACCAAAAUCCUUUUCUUCUUCCCCAAAGAAAACCCCAUUUCUGGGUUUCUCAAUGGCAGCCUUAUCGAAGCCGUCGUUUCAAUUAUCACCCCUCGUCAGGACCAAUCGGACGGCCCAAAUUCGUUGCCAAGACAAAGCUGCCGCCUACAUUCCUCUUGACCAACGAUGGAUGUUCGAGGAGUCUGAAAUUGACGGCCCUGACAUUUGGAAUGAGACAUGGUAUCCCAAGGCUGCUGACCAUGUGAACACAGACAAACCUUGGUAUAUUGUCGAUGCCACAGAUUUAAUUCUUGGAAGAAUGGCAUCAACUAUAGCGAUACAUAUGAGAGGGAAGAAUCUGGCGACAUACACUCCAAGUGUUGACAUGGGUGCAUUUGUCAUAGUGGUUAAUGCUGAGAAGGUUGCUGUAUCUGGGAAGAAAAGGACCCAAAAACUUUACAGGAGGCACUCUGGUAGACCUGGUGGGAUGAAAGUGGAGACUUUUGAUCAACUUCAACAGAGAAUUCCUGAAAGAAUCAUUGAGCAUGCUGUCCGUGGAAUGCUUCCCAAAGGGAGGCUUGGUAGACAAUUAUUUACCCAUCUUAAGGUGUACAAAGGUCCUGAACAUCCUCAUGAGGCUCAGAAACCCAUUGAAUUGCCCAUUAGAGACAAGAGGAUACAGAUUCAGCGCUGAACUCCCAACAGUGCAAUUGAGGAGCAGUUCUCAUUUUUGGCUGUUGAUACAUUCCUUAAAGUUUUUUCUGUUUAACUGGUGUAACUUCAUGUCUUAACUCCAGUACUGUACCUGCUCUCCUGCUAUUCUUCUUUAUGCUUUUGUAGAGGUUUUUCUUUACAAAUUUAUUUGCCUCCACAUUUUUUGAGCAAAUGAGAUUCUUCUUUAGGUUUCAUUUCUAUUGAAUGUUUCUUCA
This is a messenger RNA of Nicotiana tabacum (common tobacco), 1055 nucleotides long. Its product is annotated as large ribosomal subunit protein uL13c-like. Lineage: Eukaryota; Viridiplantae; Streptophyta; Magnoliopsida; Solanales; Solanaceae. The record is from RefSeq and is a predicted model, not a curated record. Gene Ontology annotation, biological process: translation; negative regulation of translation. Gene Ontology annotation, cellular component: cytosolic large ribosomal subunit; ribosome. Gene Ontology annotation, molecular function: structural constituent of ribosome; mRNA binding.